Paramecium tetraurelia is the source of this 875-nucleotide messenger RNA. RefSeq lists its product as uncharacterized. The record is from RefSeq and is a predicted model, not a curated record. Gene Ontology annotation, biological process: maturation of SSU-rRNA from tricistronic rRNA transcript (SSU-rRNA, 5.8S rRNA, LSU-rRNA); ribosomal small subunit assembly; translation. NCBI's taxonomy places the organism in Eukaryota, Ciliophora, Oligohymenophorea, Peniculida, Parameciidae. Gene Ontology annotation, cellular component: cytosolic small ribosomal subunit; ribosome. Gene Ontology annotation, molecular function: structural constituent of ribosome; mRNA 5'-UTR binding; small ribosomal subunit rRNA binding. The transcript is spliced from 4 exons.
AUGGUAUAUUUUAUUGCCUUUUUGAAUGCUAUUAUACUUUUUAAUUCUAUAAUAGGGUGGAGUAUGGUAAUACCUUGUGGGAUCUUUCUUAAGGUAGAGUUAAAUUAAAUGACCAUAUUUAUCAUUCUUCACUAAUUCAUUCACUGUAUUGGAACUGAUUUUAUUGAUCUUCUCUUCUUCGCUCAUUUAUUUUAAUAAUUAUUAUUGAGUGUUGAAGUGUGUCUAUAUUAAUUAAAUAAUUGCAGGAUUUCUAUUUUUUAUAUUAAAAAGAUUUAAAUUAAUUUUUAGAGAAUGGCUGACAAAAAAGAAUAACCUGUUUAAUAACCAAAAGGAAAGAAGGGAAAGAAAACCGGAGAAGAAACAACUCAAUAAGUUGUUGCUACUUUGGGACCAAAUGUUGCAGGAAAUGAAUUAGUAUUUGGAGUAGCUCACAUCUUGUCAACUUGGAAUGACACCUUCAUUCAUAUCACCGAUUUGACAGGCAGAGAAACAUUGGCUAGAGUCACUGGUGGAAUGAAAGUCAAAUCUGACAGAGAAGAAUCUUCACCAUAUGCAGCCAUGCAAGCAGCCAAAGAUGUUUAUGAAAAGUUGAAAACACUCAAAAUUAACGCUUUGCAUAUUAAAUUAAGAGCAAGAGGAGGUGUCGAUACCAGACAACCAGGACCAGGUGCUCAAGCUGCUUUAAGAGCUUUGGCUCGUUUGGGACUCAAAAUCGGUAGAAUUGAAGAUGUUACUCCUAUCCCAACCGAUUCUACUAGAAGACCAGGAGGUAGAAGAGGAAGAAGGUUAUGAAAAGUUAAAUAAAACAUACAUUAUAUUAUACAUGUACAUUGAAUAUUUAUAAUAUGAUAAUGAUAUUUAAUAUCUAACCACUA